AUGUGUCUGGUAUAUAGCGAAGGCCACCCGAUCCCCCCGCCGGAUGCUACUGUCCAGAAGAUCGAGGACGCCUACAUCAAACAACGCAAAGGCCUAAGCCUUGACAGUCUCAAGAUCUCCCAGGCAUUCCCGCUGAGACCAUCCUAUGGAACUCGUGGUACCCCUGUGGUGCUGUGGGCUAACUACUUCCCGCUCGUGCCUAAAGGCGACAUCACUUUGUUUCGUUACAAAGUUGAGGUCGGCGUGGAAGGGAAAGCUACACCAAGCUACCGGAAACUCAAGCGUAUCUUUGAAUUGCUUCUGGAAGAUCACUUCCUCAACUUCAAAGGCCGUAUUGCUACGGAUUUCAAAGCCACGCUAGUAUCUACCGUGUCUUUGGAUCUUGCUUCCGAGUCGCUCGAGGUGACAUACCGGGACGAAUUGGACGAGGUUGCCCUGCCCAACGCAAUCACGUACAGACUUCGCGUGAUCGAGAUUCCGCCUUUGAGUCUGGAUCAGCUAACAUCCUACCUUGCAUCACCCUCAGGCGAUGGACUUGGUCAGAGCAAGGAAGAAUACCUUCAGGCUCUGAACAUCAUCAUGGGCCACUUUCCAAAGGCGGCUGGCGACACCUUCAAUGUUGGCAUCAAUAAGCACUUCAAGACCGACACCAAGGAACGAUUUGAUCUCCAAGGAGGACUUAUGGCCUUGAGGGGAUUCUUCGUCAGCGUGCGAUCCGCAACGUCUCGUCUCCUUGUCAACGUUCAGGUCAAGCAUACCACAUGCUUCUACGAUGGUCCAUUAUUCCAACUAAUGCAGGCCACAAACAAUCUGUUUGGGCUGAGACAAAUGAGCUCCUUGCUGAAAGGUGUGAGAAUCAAAGUUACGCAUCUUCCGACGAAGACGAAGGAUGGUGUGCAACAUUACCGUACAAAAUCUAUCCUUGGGCUUGCCACCCCGAAAGAUGGAAGAGAUUUAGAGCACCCUCCCAAGGUUGAAGGCGCAGGGGCAGGACCUGCGGAUGUACAGUUCUACAUUGACGAUACCCCUCAAGAGGGCGCGGAGGCGGCGAAGGUCAAGGGUAAGGCCAAGGGGAAGGGGAAGGGGAAGGCAUCCCAGCCUAUGGUGGGUUAUAUCAGUGUCUUCGAUUACUUCAAACAGCGCUAUGGCAUCAGCAUGGAUAAACGCACUCCCGUCGUAAAUGUCGGUACAUCGGUCAACCCAAGCUAUCUGCCUGCCGAAGUCUGCAUCGUCGAACCUGGUCAAGCGAUUAAGUCCAAACUCAGUCCCGCUCAGACACAGAGGAUGAUCUCGUUUGCUGUUAGACGACCCAAAGAAAAUGCGCAGUCCAUUGUGGAAAGUGGAGCUGAGAUUAUUGGCGCCCUCUCUCAGCCCCAAGCCAUGGCCCAAAUGCAGCUUUCGGUUAUCCCCAAGCUGAUUACCGUUCCCGGGCGUGUUUUGGCUAACCCGUCUGUUCGCUACAAGGGCCAGGGUGUGGCUUCAAUCCGCUCUGGUAGCUGGAACCUGAACAACCUCACUUUUAGGACUCCGGGGGCUCCUUUGAACAAUUGGGCGUACGUGGUAGUUCGAGACCGCCCUAAUGUCCCCGACGUGUGGCCUGUUGUUCAAGAGUUCAUGACUAUCGCGAAAGCACAGGGGUUAACGGUGGCACCCCCUGUGUCGGUUUUGGAGACCAUGAAAUGUGUUCCAUUCGACCUCAAUUAUCAUGGUGCAGAUUCCCUUGAAAUUCAAGUCGAUGAACUUUUCAAGAGGAUCUCCAAAAAUGACAAACUCAGACAAGUCAAAUUCUUGCUGAUUGUUUUGCCAAAUGACAACCCAACCGUUUACAAACGGAUUAAGCUCAACGGCGAGGUCACAUACGGUAUCCAAACUGUGUGCGUUGUCAGAUCGAAGUUCGAUAAGCCUCAUAACGUUCAAUACCAUGCCAAUGUUGCCAUGAAGUUCAAUUUGAAACUCGGAGGUAUUAACCAUGUCCUGGAUGAUGCAAAACUAGGAAUUAUUGCUGCUGGGAAAACUAUGGUUGUCGGCAUUGAUGUCACUCACCCAGCUCCAGGAUCCUCCGAGGUUGCCCCUAGUGUGGCAGGCAUGGUUGCCAGCGUUGAUAAACAGCUUGGUCAAUGGCCGGCAAUUCUGCGGCUGCAGCAUGAGGCUAAGCAGGAGAUGGUCGAUGAUCUCACUGAGAUGCUUAAGUCUCGACUUCGCCUCUGGCAUUCCAAAAACAAGGCAUACCCGGAGAACAUCAUUGUCUACCGUGACGGCGUGUCAGAGGGACAGUACAGCAAAGUCCUUGAUGAAGAGUAUCCUCGCCUUCUUCAGGCCUGCAAGGAGCUGUACUCCGGCUCACCAGUACCAAAACUUCCGAGGAUGACAAUCAUCGUCGUAGGAAAACGGCACAACACUCGCUUCUAUCCCACGAAGGCUGAGGAUUCCGAGAAGGACAAUGCACGUUGCGGCACUGUGGUUGACCGCGGAGUUACUGAGACCCGUAACUGGGACUUCUUCCUGCAAGCCCACACUGCGCUUCAAGGAACUGCUCGCCCAGCCCAUUAUUACAUCGUUGUAGAUGAGAUUUUCUGUCGCCGCCAGAAUCCCGCGUACCCUACUGUUGCCGACGAGCUGGAAGACCUGACGCAUAACAUGUGCUAUCUCUUUGGUCGUGCCACCAAGGCCGUCAGCAUCUGCCCGCCAGCAUACUAUGCUGAUCUUCUUGGUUUCUGGUACUUCAGGGCUUUCGGCUUCUAA
Molecule: messenger RNA, 2742 nt
Organism: Arthroderma uncinatum
Lineage: Eukaryota; Fungi; Ascomycota; Eurotiomycetes; Onygenales; Arthrodermataceae
Product: argonaute
Exons: 4
Coding region: 1-2742 (913 amino acids)
Molecular function (GO): RNA binding; protein binding
Source: RefSeq, a predicted model, not a curated record